CAGCCUAACCUUCGUGUGAAAAAGGCCUCCCGGUCCGCGCCCUUCCCAACGCCUCAUCGUGCUUCUAGCGCGGGACGAGGGGCAGUCCCAAGAAAGCCGACGCACUUUUCGACGAAGCCAGCUGAAGCGACCGACACCACGGCGCUUCGACUGAAUCCCUGUCGUCGGGGCCUGUUUCUCGAGACGCUCAACAUUACGUCGAAGGAAGGCAGUUCGUGGGAUGUAGCGCUGAAUCAGGCAGCCGUCGAGGCCCUGUAUUCGGCGGCCUACAUCGAAGACUACCUCGACUGCGUCGAAAACCUGCCCGACGAUGUGCAACGCAACCUCAGCCAGCUACGAGAACUCGACGUCAAGUAUCAAGAGGUGCUGGCCGAACUGGAGCAACAGCAGGGUCUGCUCCGGCGCCGGGACCUCGACGGCAGCCGCAAGAAGGUCAUGCUCCAGAUCCAGCACUCCCUCAUUAAGUCCCAGGAGCUGGGUGACGACAAGCUCCAGCUGCUCCAGCAGAUCCAGGACAUGAUAGAGAAUAAGGCCCGCCAGCUGGACCAGGACUACCGGAACCUCGACCACGAACCCGAGACACGGGAAGCCAAGCGGUCGCGGCGGCAACGCGGUCACGACGACGACCAGCCGCCGUCUGCUCACCCAGCCUGCAACCGGCGGCAGCCCAAGAAGAAACGGAGGCGGGGCGGCUCCAAUGCGGGGGGCACCACGCACCAGCAGCAUCAUCAUCAACAGGCGCACCAGCAAGGACACCAGCAGGGCAAUCAGCAGCGCGGGAUUCCGUCGCCGGCGGAGCCGCCGAUCGACCCGGACGAGCCGACGUACUGCCUCUGCGAGCAGGUCUCGUUCGGCGAGAUGAUCUGCUGCGACAACGAGGAGUGCGCCAUCGAGUGGUUCCACUUCUCGUGCGUGGCGCUCACCACCAAGCCCAAGGGGCGGUGGUACUGCCCGCGCUGCCGCGGUGACCGCAGCAACCAGAUGAAGCCCAAGGGGAGCUAGCCCCAACCCCCCCUCUGCCAAUAAAGAGGUGUCCGGUCCACGGGA
Ixodes scapularis (black-legged tick) is the source of this 1047-nucleotide messenger RNA. Its product is annotated as inhibitor of growth protein 2. Gene Ontology annotation, biological process: positive regulation of DNA-templated transcription. The transcript has 2 exons. The record is from RefSeq and is a predicted model, not a curated record. Gene Ontology annotation, cellular component: nucleus. NCBI's taxonomy places the organism in Eukaryota, Metazoa, Arthropoda, Arachnida, Ixodida, Ixodidae. The annotation marks the transcript as partial.